Cylindrotheca closterium is the source of this 1212-nucleotide messenger RNA. The record is from the annotation of a GenBank genome assembly. NCBI's taxonomy places the organism in Eukaryota, Bacillariophyta, Bacillariophyceae, Bacillariales, Bacillariaceae.
AUGAAGUCGUUCCUGACAUCCGUUUCGAGUUCCAUUUCGGCAACUGCUCCGCCGCCGCUCGCAUUUCAAUCCUCCUUGUCACGCCGGAAACGGAUACAAUCCUCGCCGUCUCGUCAUCAUUAUUCUGAUGGCAACUUGUCGUCGCCUUUCAACAAGAACAACAACAACAAUCGCGUACGACCUCGAUGGGUACUUUCGGCACUGGAAGUGGCUCCUACCGAUGAAACGUUUGACAAUGAGGAUGAUGGUGGUGGUGAUGGUGAGGACGACGAAUUCCUCCUCUUGGAAAACAUGUUGCAGGAUGUCAAAUUGGACGACAGCGAAUUGAAAGAAUUUCUGAGAGAAAAUGAUGAAAUGUUGAGCAUUGAUGGGUUUGCCGACGAUGUCAAUACCUUGUUUGAACUCAUGGAUCAUGACGAGGAUGACGAUGACGAGGAAGAGAACAUGAGAGACGGCGACAACUUUAAAAAAAUUCCACCAACCUUGGAUUCUUCCGAAUUGGAAAAGGCGCUAUUGCAAGGCGUCGUGCCAGUGGCAGCAGGUGUAGGAUCUGAAUGUCUGCCAGGUGAUUGGGGAUUUGAUCCUUUGGGCUUUGCGUCCAAAGACUAUAUUUUGGACAUUCAGUACAAGCUGUUGCAAUCCUUGCCGGGAGCCGAACAAACACCCGCACCCAAAGAUAGACCCACGGCCCUUAUAUUGCGAGAUUACCGAGAAGCAGAGAUUCGACAUGGCCGGUUGGCAAUGUUGGCUGCCGUUUUUUGGCCGCUGCAAGAAAUGCUGGAUCGUUUGCUCUUGGACGACGACCAAUUCGGACCCAUUGUGUACGAUACGGUCACCCUUCCCUAUUUUCCUCUCCUCAUGACGCUGUUCAUGCUCAACCUUGGUUAUUUGGACAUUUUUGCAAAGGAGAUGCAAGAAAAGGACAAUAUUGGUGAUGCCUAUUUGCCGGGGGAUUGCCUGUGGGAUCCACUCAAGUUCUUGGAGGGAGCACCACCAAGAAUGAAACGAAAUAUGCAAGAGCGAGAACUCUUCAAUGGUCGAGUGGCCAUGCUGGCAGUCGCUGCGUACUUUUUUGAAGAAGUUACGUCCGGGGUUCCCAUUGUUUCAAUGGAUGCCAAUCAACUCUUGUUCAUUCCUGCCUACGAAAUUCCAUCGAUUCAAGAAUGGCUGGAUUUACAAUUCUCGCCAUCCUUUGAUCAUUACGAAUUUUGA